Messenger RNA from Procambarus clarkii (red swamp crayfish), 5258 nucleotides. RefSeq names its product B-cell lymphoma 6 protein homolog. Gene Ontology annotation, molecular function: protein binding. Gene Ontology annotation, cellular component: nucleus. Gene Ontology annotation, biological process: regulation of transcription by RNA polymerase II. The record is from RefSeq and is a predicted model, not a curated record. Lineage: Eukaryota; Metazoa; Arthropoda; Malacostraca; Decapoda; Cambaridae.
GUAUGCUUGAGUGGUGGUUCAUUCACCCAGAGUGUGUAGGCAGGCCAGGGGGAGCCGCAGGCAGCCUCACAUAUAGUGCUCCUCCAUGAGGCUGUCAGUGCACGCUACAAGCUGUCAGUGUGAGUGAAGGCGGGACAAGUGUGAGUGAGAGAGGGGAGGGUGAGAGCGAGCGAGAGAGCAGAGAGGAGGCCCGCAGUGUGGAGACCGGCGGGGCACAGUGUGGUGGUGGGCAGCUCCUGGCUACCACUAACAUCCCGUAUCGAUUUUUGUUGGGGUGGGCAGCCAUUUUAGUGCGAGCGGUGCUUGGGGCAGUCAGUGUGUUGUGAGGGAGGCGGGCAGCUGGCCCUACGAGUGUGGUGGAGCCCUCAGGCACCAGCCCUGCCCCUCAGCCUGCUGCUGGAACACCUGUCUACACCCACCACGUGCACCCUGCACACACGCCCUCCUCACCCUUGCCUCCUCUGGGGGACCUCCUGCUGCUACUUCUACAGCAGCAACACUCCCCAGGGCGUCUACAUCUACUGGUGAGGGGCCGCGACACCUACACUCACCACUGAGGCCAGCUACACCACCCGCCGCCCAGGCGCCCACACCCACGGCUACACCCGCCGCCCACGCAGUCAGGCAAAGGAGCAGCCACGGGGCCGGUGGGGAGCGGCAGGAUGGAGGCUGAACGCUUCCUCCUCAAGUGGAACAACCACCAGAGCAACCUGGUGACGGUGUUCGACCAGCUGUACGAGCAGGAGGCCUUCACCGACGUCACCCUCGCCUGCGACGGCCGCACCUUCGCCGCCCACAAGGUCAUCCUCUCAGCCUGCAGCCCAUACUUCCAGGCGCUCUUCCUGGGCAACCCCUGCAAGCACCCCAUUAUCUUCAUGAGGGACGUGAGGGCCGGGGACCUAGAGGCUCUCCUCUCCUUCAUGUACCGAGGAGAGAUUAACGUCCACCAGCACGACCUUUCCUCCUUCCUCAAGACGGCUGAAAGUCUCCAGAUUAAAGGACUCUCCGACUCCUCUGAGAGACAUAAGGAGACUUCGAAGAUUCUAGAAGCUAUGGAGCGGAAGUUCUGCUCGCCGGGGCUUCAGCAGCACCACCACCAGCCGCCGCCCAUCAACACCACCACGCCCACUAUCGGCAGCACGGCCAUCGGCGCGCCCAUCAUGCCCACGGUCACCAGUACAGAGUCGCCCACGCCCCCGGCUAAGAAGUUCAAAUCUCUGGAUGAUCUGCCCAGGAUCUUGCCCAAGAUGAAGCCCCUGCCCACGCCCCCGGGGUUGGUCACGCCCAUGCCGGGGCUCCUCACGCCCAUCACCCUCGCCGCCACUGUCAUGAAGAACGCCGCCCAUGCCGCCCACGUUGCUCACAACGCCCACAUAAGUCCGCCCACGCCAGAUACCAACUCCUCGCCUAUCACCGACGCCUCCACGCCGCCCAAGGAUAGAAAGAAGGUGGCGCAGAGUGUGAUCGAGCUUGACCGAGGCCAGGAGGACGCCAAGACCACCUUCAUCGAAGGGUACAUCAGCGGGGACUCGCCACACCCGGUGUACCUGGUGUCCAGUGUGGGGGGCUUGGCGGCUGCUGUCACCUCCGGCAACUCCACCCCUUCCCACGACGUCAAGGUGGAGGAGGAGGACCCCCUCGACGACAACAACUCCUUCAGCGACGAUCCAACUUCGGGCAUGGGCGAUAACGACGAGUCAUCCAUGAGUAUCCUCGCAGAGAGCCCAGCAGCAAGGGAAGAAGGUUGUGAUGCUGAAUAUUCCCUCUCUACUGAUAAAAUCUUCAUCAAGAUGGAGCCCAUGACUCCUGCCAGCCCUCACUUCCAGUCAGUAAUCUCCCACACUCAAGAUACUCACCACACUCCUGGCUCAAGCUCUUACUUUCAAACUGGAGCUUCAAGGACUCUUUAUAGUGAUACUACAUCUGUAGGAGAAUAUAAGCUUGAUCUCUCAUCCUCAGAAUGCUGUGAUUUCAAUAACUUACAGAGAAUUUCUUAUCUAGAUCACCCAUUAGAAACCUCUGAUCAAGAUUCAUUUUCCUCACAGAAAUCUAACCUCGAUCCCCUGGCAUAUGUGAACUCCAAUCUUGAUCCCUUAUCAACAGAGACCUCCGACAGAGAACUAUCACUGUCAAACCCCUACAGUGAGAUCAAUUCAGGGUCCAGACAAGGAGAUGUAAGCAGUCCACUUCCCCAGGAGAACCUGCAACAACUCAAUAUAAAUAUGGAUGACAGAUUGCCAGGACCAACAUUUUCACCAGGAGUAUUGAGAUCACUGCCCUUCAGUGAACCAGCUUGGGCAGCUCUCGAAAAAAUCACAAAACACAGUGGUGGUAUCUGUAAGAACCCACAAGCAGUCAAACAUCUGAUCUGGAAAGUGAAAGAGCACAUCCAUCGCAAACAAUUGCAGAAGGAAGAUGAAAUGGCUGCCACCAGUUCUCUGGCCCAUGUUGACCACACCUAUAAUGCCCAUAGCCAAAAGCAGACUAUCGACGAGUACAUAUGUAAAAUGUGCAACAAAGUCUUUCCCAAGAACCGCCGUCACAGGUAUUUAUCCCACAUUCGCAUUCACACUGGAGAGAAGCCUUUUAAGUGCAGGGUUUGUGGCCGAGGCUUUAAUCGACAAGAUCAUGUCCAAGUGCACAUGAGACUCCACACUGGUGAAAAACCCUUCCACUGCACCUCAUGUGGUAUUGCAUACACCCACAAGGUGUCCCUCAAGAACCAUAGAUGUGAAAGUGCACAGAGCAAAGCUUGUGUAGAAGCUCAGCAAUCGUUAGAAGAUCCAGUGACUGCUUUGCCUUCUGCACUUCCCGUCUCUUCUACUACUGAUAGCUUGAUGGUAGACUUUGUUUCUCAACAUUUAGGGAAAAAUCUGAAAACAUUGCCAGAAAAUAGCUCAUUAUUACAUAGAGAUAGUUCUGAGAGAAAUAGUGGCUGUAUUCUUCAAGCUAAGCCAUCCUCAAACCAACCAUCAAAUUGUGAAUCUAACCCAAAUACUGGUACACACUUUGGUGCUAACAAUACAGUUGAUCAGGACAGUCAGUUUACUUUAAGUGGUGAAUCUGUAGUAAAUAUUCAACCUUCCUCAAACAACAAAUAUUCAUUGAAAGUUAAAUCUGUCACCAACUCGCCUGCUGUUUGCCCGUCUCAUAUAAACCAACCUUCCCUUAUUACUCAACCUGACCCUACACACCAACAUAUUUCUAUCCCUCAUUCUCCAAUUGCCUCUCGGACUGUUGAAAACACACCCGUUAUCUCAGACCAUCAUUCUACCCAAGUACCUCAGUUGCUUGCCUCACAGCUGCCCAUCAUGCCAGAGACCAUCACUACCAGUAAUGUAUCAAUGACAAUUGCUGGUGCAAAGCAACUCGCCUCCAGAGAUAACUUGACUGAUAGUGAUAUGAAAGGCCUAUCAGACAUAGUUGCACCAGCAUUAGAUAUUAGUGAAGGUGACAUUAGUAAUUUGCGACUUAAUUUAGAUGCUGCUGAAUGUCUAAAAGACGAUUCAAAAGGGUGGGACUCACAAGAAUCAUCACAUAAAUCACUUGGGUCUUCAGAUGAAGUUGUAGACUGUCACAAAGAUCCUUUGCAAGGAUUCCCAGAAGUUGUAGAUAAUUUAGAAGAGAGCACUAAGGCUUCAUUACAAAAACUUUCAGGUGUAAAGGAUGACCUGGAAAUUAAUUCUCAGGAUUGUUCUCAAAUAAUUCUAGAUGGUAUGGAGAUUAACACAAAAAGUAGUGACUUUCAGUCAAAGAAACCUACAUCAGUCAUUAGUCCCGUCAAGAGACUACUGGUGAAGGGAACUCGCUGUGGCCAGGCAGCAGCAGGAGUGAGUAACACCGACUUAUCUCCCAGCUGGUGGGGACGGCCUCGAGUUAUGCCUAUUCGCCUCAGAAAAAACAAGCUUCCAGCUAAUUAGUGUUGUUAUUUAUAUUUAACUAUAUAUUUAGUUAUUUUCCAAUUUUAUUAUUAUCUUAGUUGGUUUAACCUGUCUUUACCUUUAUAAAUAUUAUACUGUUUACCAAUAUUAAUAUAUACAAAAUAUAAUGCAUUCCCAUAAGCCAGUGUUGUGUUUAUUGAUGUCCUCCUUUAACUUAGGAUAUUUGUUAUCAAUUAUGUUUCCAAAUUUAUUUUAAAGAUUUACUCCAAAAUCCAGAUGAUAGUCUUUGGGAGAUUGCAAACUAGAUUGGUACAGUGUUGUACAGAACUUAUUUAAAACAACUCAGUGAUACCAUAAUUCAGUUGUAUAUUCAAGAAUUAGAUGUAAGCAUCUGAAAGGUCUUGUUGCAUUCAUACACAAUGUUAUAUUGAAAGCUUGAUAGAUCACAAUUGGUCAACUCGACAAGCAAGUGUCUGAAUUUAUAGUAAAUCUUCACAUUAAAUGGAUUUUAAUGUUUGUUUUGCAACGAUAAUGACAGGUCCAACGCUUAAUGCAGAUCUGCAGCUGUUGCCGAGCCUUUCCUUACGGUUCACCUUUCUUUCAUUGAAGUGAGGUUUUGGUUUUUGGUUAUAGUUUUUUCAUGGCCAGGGAUUGAAUACCCGUUAGGCUUGUUUAGGUCCCCUAAUGUCAACCAUGAUCCUUUCCCAGGGUGGAAUCCAGGUACCUAUUUGCUGCCAUGGUGAACAUCAGCAUCAGAUAAAAGGAAACGUUUCCCAGGUAGGAAGCAAACCCGCUUGAGUUUACUACUGGGUCACAGGAUCCUACGUUGUGCUGUGGUAGAGAGCAUUGCUGGUGAGGGUGCCAUAAGUUGGAGAGAGGUGGGAUUUAUGCAGGAAAUUUCGAUACCUAGCCUUUUGUCAUAUACAUCAAUGACAUAGAUGAGAAUAUUACAAACCACAUCACCACAUUUGCAGAUGACACAAAGAUCUAUGGUAAAGUGAGAAAUGAUAAUGAUAUUGAAGUCUUACAAAGAGAUCUACAUGAACUCUACAAAUGGUCAGAAGACUGGCAAAUGCUUCUUAAUAUCAGCAAAUGUAAGACCAUACAUGUGGGCCAUGACUGCCAAAUUAAUAGUAUUACAUUACAGCUGACUGAGAAAAGUACCUUUGAGUCUAGAUCCACCACUCAUUAAAAGUUGCACAAUAGGUGGGUGCAGCAGUCAGAAAAGCUAACCAAACUCUUGGGAUAAUCAAGCGUACUUUUGACUAUAAAGUACCCGAAACGCUACGAAAAAGUACCCGAAACGCUACACUAACUAGUGGCUGUACAAGAAUCUGACAACUUUUGUAUAUAAAUAAUAAUAAUGUUCCGAACCUU